This is a messenger RNA of Phalacrocorax carbo (great cormorant), 6687 nucleotides long. The record is from RefSeq and is a predicted model, not a curated record. NCBI's taxonomy places the organism in Eukaryota, Metazoa, Chordata, Aves, Suliformes, Phalacrocoracidae.
UUGGCGGAGGCGGCGGGCGGCAGGUCGCCUGGCCGUUUAAGUUGUGCAGGGUCGAUGACGGCGGUUGGUUUGUCGUUGGGGGCUCCUCUCAGCGGAGGGCAGUGAAGCGGUGGCGUGCUGUACCGGCCGCUUCCGCGCUGAUCCGGGAGCCUGUCCCGUUUGGCAGGGCCUCUACCCCUCCCCGCCCAGGGGCUUCUCCGCGCGGGUAUGGCCGUUACCGGCGAGGCCUGCAGCGCGCCCUAGGUCGCCUUUCGGCCGGCCCCCCCCGCCUCCUUCAGCUUCCUGGGGUACCCGGCGCUGCGGGCGGCCCGCCCGAGCCCCGGCUCGAAGCUUCUCUCCCCCGCCCGCGGUGUGCCCUGUCCCCGCCGCGGAGCCGCCAUGAGCGCGACGGACCGCUCUGCGGGGGCCUCCCCUGGCUCCAGAAGGCUGGCAACCCCCCAUGUCUCAUCCAGGUAUGCUAGUUCUCAGUCUCCGAGUCAGGAAGACUGUACUCCUCUCCCUUCAAUCAGUGAGCGCUUGGCCUUUCUCCAUCCCUCUCGGGAGCUGUUGGAAUACUACCGCAAGAAGAUUGCUGACUUUGAUGAGGAACAUGAGGAUUUGGUAAAAAGGCUGGAGAGAUACAAAGAAACAUAUGAUGAGCAGCACAAAUUGCAAUGGGAAUUACGUCAGCGAGAAGAGGAGAUUGCCGAGUUGCAGAAGGCUUUGAGUGAUAUGCAAGUCUACCUCUUCCAGGAGAGGGAACAUGUCCUUCGUCUUUACUCAGAGAAUGACCGGCUGAAAAUCAGGGAAUUGGAGGAUAGAAAAAAAAUUCAGCAUCUCCUGGCUUUAGUGGGAACAGACAAAGGAGAAGUUACAUAUUUUCACAAGGAGCCUCCACAUAAGGUUACUGUACUGCAAAGGCCAGCUAAAUCCAGAGAGUCACUUGAACGAAAUGACACUUCUAGAACAGGCACCAAGAGGAGCACUUCAGAACCAGCAGCAAAAGGAGAGAAACCAGAAAGUCCUGAGAGAUAUCAGAGAGAUAAUCAAACACUUCUACUGCAGGUGGAGGCCCUGCAAGCUCAAAUAGAAGAACAGACACGAUUAUCCAAGGAACAGGUUGAGGCGCUACUAGAGGACAGGCGGAUUCACAUGGAGGAAGCCCAGGUCCAGCAUCAGAGGGACCAGGACAAGAUCAAAACUAUAACAGAUAAACUUCAUAAGACCCAAAAUCUGUUAUAUGAGAGUACCCGUGACUUUCUCCAGCUCAAGUCUGAUGCCCGAGCCAAUGAGAAAGCAUGGAUGGCAGAGAAGGACAGUCUGCUGAGGAAACUUGACAAAGAUCUGGAUCAUAUUAUCAGCAGGGAGCCAGGAAGAGAGAAGAAGCAGAGUGGUACCAAGAAGAUGUUUCGAACAGAUGAUGGAGCUUGGAAACUCCACAGCAGAGAAAUAAAGUCACUGCAAGAACAGCUAAUGCAGGAACAGUGCCUGUCAAACAUGUAUAGAGAGCAGUGUGUCACCCUGGAAGGUGAGCUGGCUAGGAUUCGUGAAGAGGGAGAUGUUGGCAGAGAACUCUUUAAGGAACGCUCAGAAAAGAUGGGGAAGCGCCUGAAGCUGAUGACUCAGCGAUAUGAGGCCUUGGAAAAACGUCGUAAUAUGGAAGUGGAAGGCUUCAAGAAUGAUAUUAAACAGCUUCGGCAGAAGCUGAAAGAUGUAGAGAAUCAGCUGUUUAAGGUGACUUUGAAUAUUGGACCAGACCAGGAUCUUGCAAUUUUACAUGAGGUCCGCCAAGGAAACAGAAUAACCCGUAAAAUUCAAGGAGAACUAAAAAACUUAAAAGCAAAAAUCUAUGCCUUAGAGAAUGAGCUACGGGUCUGCUGAAGCUGAGGUAUUAGCUGGGAUCCUAGUUUUAGGAAUGGGACACUGCUAGGCUGGAAUAGUCAUAUGUGAGAGGAGCUGCUGCCUGUCUGUUUCCUGGCAUCCAGUGACAGAAGGCUUGAGGAAAUCUGCAGUUAAUGUCAUGAUGUUGUACAUGAGCCAUUCCUAAUAUGCCAGAGUAUAUUGCUGUUUCAGCUGAGAGAUGGCAUCUGAUAACACUGACAUAGAAAGUACAUGAUGACUGAUAUAUCAGGAAUAUGCUUCUGAUUUUAUCUUCAUAUCUGUGGUAGGGCUCAGUGUAUACUGGCCUUCCCCUUUGUUUGGAGCAUAUUAUAAGCCACAGAUAUGGUUAUAAUGAAAUUAAUAAUCAUGGAAGGAUCUGGUUCAAGAUCUGAAUUGCCUGACUGACCAUCUCCUAUGUGAAAAGCAGCUUUUAAAACGUCUUAAAUGAUUACUGUUUUGGUGCUUAGGCACUUCAGGAUGUAACGGGAAAUUUUCUUUGAAAAAGACCAUGUAUAGAAAGUACGUACUAAAGUGUAUUGCAUCUGACUCUCCCCUUGACAGUAUAACUAUUUUAAAAUGGCUUCCCUUUCCUUGGUUCUAACCUAAUUGGGACAAACCUGACCGAUUUAAUGCGGUGGAAAAAGAUGACCAGUUACAGAACUCAUCAGUAAGAACCAGCAACACUGACACUUGUUUUGAAUGGGUGGGCAGGGGGGGAAUACUACACUAUUUAGUGUCAUCUUCUUGUCCCCUUCCUCACAGUUUACCUUAACACACAGAGGAAGCCUGUAAUAAAAGGCAUCUAGUAUCUUCCUUAACCACCAUAUUAUCUAUCUUUGUAGCUUUAAACAAUCUCGUGGUUAUGUACCAACAAAUGACAGUUGCUACUGAACUGUAACUGAAAUUGGGGUGGAAGAGCAGGUGCCUAGUUGCUACAUGAUGAGUACAGCUCUAGCUAUAUGAUGAUUAUCUUCAUACCAGACAUCAGGACACCGCAAUUCUAGAAAACAGAUGAAAUAAUGAAAAGGGUUGCAACAUGGCUUCAGCCCAGUUUAUAAUUGCAGGUAUUCGUCCUUUUGCUGUAGCAUCAGCAAAUCUUGUCCACCUUGUAGACUGAGAGCAGAUCUGUGUUGGAAAAUGGAUUUCAGUGCUUCUGUUUCCUACCGUACCUUUCCUACCCUGUUAAAUGUGGCAGAAGCAGAAUAAUGUCUUUCUGAAACACACACCUAUAGGCUACCAGCACUUCCUUUCCCAUUGAAGAGAACUUAGUCUGUGAAAGCAGGCAAUUUCUUUUAGACGUGGUAGUGGCCAUGGAGAUCCUCAUUCAGUGUUUGGGAGAGGUAGAUAUGCAAAAGAUGGUUUUGUGCUGUCAAGAUUUGGAGAAUGGCUGGUUUUUACAGCACCAGCUAAAGCAAUGCGGGAGGGGAAAUUCCCUUAAGAAGCCAAGGCCCACUUCAGUUGUGUAUCCUUUUUGUGACAAGGUUGCUGUCCCUUACGGUCCUGUGCUGUGCCUUUUAUUUUGUAUGUGUUCUUGAGGUCAAAUUUGUCACAAACAGCCUUUAGUGUGGGUGGCUGACAGUCUGUACCUAGAUGCUCAACUACUACCACAACUUAGAAGAGGCUGUUUUAAAGUAUGUUGCGCUGAGUAGUUUAGCUGAAAAUGCUGAACCAUUCAGAAACUGAUUCACGAGCAACUUGGGUGCUGAUGCUAUGUGGACAGUUGAGGGAGGUUAUUAAAUAAUGCCACCCAUCAUUUAGUCUCACUCUUUCUUAGUUGACUAGUACUUUCUCAGAUAAGUCUAGCUAAUUAAAGUGAGUUUGUGUGUGAAAUAACAAGCUACUGGUUUGAAGAUAAGAUAUCAAAGUUAUCACCUGUCCCGGAGGGUUGCUUCUGAGAAUUGCUACAUAAUGAAGUAUUAGCCACUUAUUCAGCAGGAUCCCUCUACUUAAAUUCUGUUGAUGGGAAACUAGCAAAAAUGUCUCCUGAGCCUAUAGAAAUAAAUGGGUCUCUGUUUAUUUUCAACUCUUCGAAACUAAAGAAUUGCCUAUGAAAUUACAUUGUCCUCACUUGAAAGCCAUGAAGCGUGUCUGGAUAAAGACUGUAGGCUUUGACAUCCAGGUCUGUAAGACUGGGAGGAAGUGUUGGGGGACGAAGGAUGUAAAUGUUUAAUUUCCUGUCUUCCUUACCAGUAUUCCUUAUUACUUGAAAGACCGAACAGAAUAAAAUUACAACAUUCCUAAUAUAUCUGCUAGUGUGUCAAAAUCAAAGUGCAGCUUGAACUUUAUUCCCAGUUUGUCACAAAGCUUUGAACCCUUCCUAUUUGAGGGUGUGGGGGAUCUGUAAAUCCAUUUUAUUUGGAAGGUUGAAUAUUCGUCCAAGGGCAGGAAGUGCAAAGUAUUGUACAUGCUCUUUCUGUGUGACAUUGUGUGAUCAUGUGAAAUGUUGCUUUAUGUUGCCAAAACAAAUGUGGCCCUUCAAGCCAAGAACUGCUUUAAAAGGCCAAGUGCUUUCUACCACUGACAGCUACCCUUUAAGAGGUCAGUAAAGAAUUAUUGGCAUUUCCAAAAGGGCUUCCUGUGGAGGAAGACCUCUGUUGGUCAAUUUUCUUCCACCAUUUUUGGGCAGAAAACAAAAAAUUGCAUUUACUCCAAAGACUGAUUAGCUUUUUUUGCUAAUUUAAGUUAGUAAUGUGUGACUUGUAUCAUUUCAAUACAACUAAAUGCCAGGUUACAUAUGUAGGAGCACAGAAUUUGAAAGAUCUCCAAAAUGGCUGAUUCUAGGAAUAUGGACUCUAUCCUACAGAGGAUUAAAGGUUAGAACUGGACAAAUGUUCGUAUUGUGAGCCAAGGUACUAAAAUGUUUCUUGCAUAAAGGGGAGAAAAACGAGCAGUAGGGGAAAACUUUAUUGUUGUUUGCCCUUAUUUAGGUAGGGAAGGGUGCGUACAUUUCAGAAGGGUGUUGAAAUAUCGGGUAAGGCACAGAACCACAGAUGAUUCAGCAGAAGAGAAAAGGUUGUGCAAGAUCUCAUACUGUAUUUCAUUAAGAAGACAAGAAGACGGAUUAAUAUACAUGUAUCUUGAAGAUUAAAAACUACCAAAGGUGCCUCUAUCCCAGCAGAGAAAGGCUGAGCAAGAACCAGUAGCCUGAACCUGAAGUUAAUUAAAAAAAAAAAGCAGACAUUUUUAACAGGAAGAUUGCGCUUUUUCAUUAUAAGAAACUAUUUGUGGGAGUAACAAACUCUCCAUCUCUCUCUUCAUACUGAAAAAUGAUUGCACCUAUGGAGAAGGUAGCUAGCAGUUACUGGAUUUGACACAUUAGAACUUAACGACAUAUAGUGAUGUGAACUAGCAAGAAAUCAUUUAAUGGUUCCUUCUGGCUUUAAACUUAUGAUUUAUUUAUAUGCAAUAUUUGUAGGAGUUUUUCAGUGCUUGUGCGGUUGCCUUAAUUAUAGGAAUGUAUGCUGUGUCAGCUCACUCUACACAGCAAGGUUACACAAGGUAAAAAAACCAAAACAAAAUUAAAAGAAUCCUUCGUGAUCUUCCUAUACCACAACUUCCAGUAAUUCCCAAAUUAAUUGACACUAUGACUGUGCUUAGAAAGGCAGAUGAACAGUAGCCACACUUCUGAUUGCUGUCAGAAUAAAUCUAAAAAAUAGUAUAGUAUCUACUUGUAUGCAGUGGCGGUACUUAAAUUGCUUACGUAAGUAGUCGUAUCAAUUCAGAAAUGUGCGAGUUUUGCCGGUAUGGAUGGACUCUGUGGGCAGCCUAAUACUCCGGAAUUGUAAUGUCUCUGUAUGUAUGCCAGGAAGUAAUUCUUUGAUAAUCAGAUGCUUUUUUGCGACUAGCUGGGAGCAACAUCCCUGUGUACUUUGUUCUGGCAGAUCUGUUCAUGUUUGUGAAAAGCUAUGUCGUUCAGACUUCUAAGUACAGUGCACAAACACAUUUAAUUCUGCUACACUAGAAUGUAUUUGUGCCUGCUCAGUCAAAAUGCUAAUGAAGAUGACUCAUUUGUCCGCAAUCAAAGUGGCAUCGUAGGUCAUUUACAUAUAAGGACAUUUUAAGAUUUUUCAUUCUAAUUUUUCUGCAUUGUUUUGCUUUUAUAUUCCCAAGUUGCACUGAAUUGUAAGAAAUAUCUCAUUUACUUCUUCAACAGUUAUUUGUAAAUUGGCAAGUCUAGCUGUAGAAGUAUACACAUUUUUCAGCAUGUGGACCGGGAUUAGGUACCAAAACACACUGGGAUACAGUGUGGAAGGCAUGAGAGGCGAAAGCUGCUGUAUUCACAGGGUUUAGGCAAAAAGAGCAAAGUUUGCUUCAAUUCUUACGUUGCAUCAAAAGUUUAGGACUUUCUGUCUGACACAGGCCGUUGGAGGUAACUGGAAUUUAACCCACCGGCAGGAAACGUUUCUGCUGUGACUGAAGCAUUUGAGAAGAGUGGGGUGAACUUCUGGCACUUCCCAUUUAGCACCAGAUUAACUGUUUGGAGAAAGAGCAUUUUUGAAUACGAGUGCGAGUGGCUGCCCGUCAAGUAAGCUCCACAAAUAGAGCUUUACAAACAGCCCUCAGUGGGGCUGACUAGUCACUUAUACUGACUAAAUUGCACAUUUUCAGAAUUGGGAUGCUGCUGGAUUGUGGACAGAUUACAAAUGUUUAAGUACGGAUUAUUUGGUUUUAUUCAGCAAACCCACAGAGGCUUGCUUUCAACACAGAAGUGUUUCAGUGUUAAAGCAAGACAAUGACUUGGUAGGCAGGCAUGAAGGGUUUCAUUGUUGAAAUGGAUUCAAUUUGAAUAAAAAGCUCCGGGUUUACCCUGGUGAAGCAUGUCCAGGA